AUGGAUAAGGGCACGCUGGAGUGUGCGGAGCUGGUGCCCUUGGUUGCCAGAUACGUGCAGUGCGAGGCGGACCCGCCGAGCUCGCCGCUGGACGUGUGGGUGGCCGCCGACCGUGUGGAAACGAGAGGCGGCGGCAGCUGCCGAGCGGCGGCCCUGCCGGCAGGGGUCAGCCUGGCCCCGUCCUCCUGCCGCGGCCUGCGCCGCCUCCCCGGCGACGGCCUGCACCUGCGCAUGCGCCUGCGCCGCCCGCCGCCGAGCGCCGACUUGGUUUUUACUUUGAGGGAAAGCCUGAAACCCCAGAAGAAUUACGUGUUUUACUGUCAAUCCUGUGGUGACAUCAUAGUAAAAGACCGGAAAUUUCUCAGAGUUCUUCCUCUACCAAGUGAAAACUGGAGUGCUUUAGUUGAAGAGUGGUGUUGUCACCCUAACCCCUUUGCCAGAAGCACUUUGCACCCUCAACAUUGUGACUGUUUUCUUGGAGACACUUUUUUUCUGUUGAAUUCAGGAAAUGAAUCACAUGUGCUUGAAUCUCCCAUGUGCUGCUCAGAGACUGGUCACCAUACUUCUCAGAAUGGCUCCAACUUGAAAUCAAAGGAAAACACCAGAGUAAUUUGUAAGCGCUGCAAGACAAUGCUGGGAGAAACAGUAUCAUCAGAUACCAUUAAAUAUUAUGUCACCGAAGUGAUUAUUCGACCAUCUGAGGGAAGUUUCAGCCCAACACCAAGGUCUCAGUUUCUACAGAGCAUGGUUGCUCAGUGUCUUGUGGAAUUGUCCUCUGCUAAAACCACCUUUAGAUUCACCGUAAAAGGGGAUAAUGGAAAAAUCUAUAUUCUGAUAUGGCUUUUAAAUUCUGACACAUUGCUGAUGGAGUGUUUAGGAAGUUCCUCCUCCCACAGUGUUUUUACACUGUUUGGAGAUAUUUUCAUGCCUAACUCUGGACCAGUGGGGACCUGGAAUGCUGUCAAAGUCCUUUACCAGCCGUGCAUUAAAAGCAGGAAUAAGGACCUCGCUGAUGCAUGGGAAAAUGAUAUCGGAGUUCAUCCUUUAAAGUUUCCAGCAGAAACAUGUUUGGAAUUACUGCUGAUACUGGGUUUGAGUACCACCUCUCUGCCACCUUCACUGCAAUGCAUGAACUCUUUUCAGGUUGCCUUUUUGAAGAUGUGAAGAAUGCAGAUACCUGUGUUGAAGACUAUUCUCCAAUUUAUCUUCAGCAGAAAUGUACACAUAACUUCCAAUGGUGUGUCUUCUAGAAAAAAAUCCACUGGCAAUACAAAACAAAAUGGGGUUGUGGUGUGGUAUUCUUCAUAUCUGGAUGUGUUUCAAAACCAAAGACAGUUAACUUUUGCAUCCAGUACAUUCUUAGAUGUCAUUCUAAGAGUGACUUAGCUGUCACAUCCAGCUGGGAUGACUGUUAUGAUCUCUUCAUUGCCAAAAAGAAAUUAUCUAUGUAUCUUAGUACUAUCUUUAUCAGACAGUGUUUGAUAGUGACCUAUAUGUCCUUAGGAAAAUUCACAACUGGUAGCAAAAAGUUUUAAAAUACUUAACGUCAUGGAUACUAACAUAAGUUCUUUACUUUCUUUGUUCUGGUAAAGUUAGAAGUCCAAAAUUAAAAUACAAAAUCUGUUUUUUGUCAAAUUUGCAUGUUUAUCAUGUAUAUUGUUU
Messenger RNA from Haliaeetus leucocephalus (bald eagle), 1662 nucleotides. It is a transcript of the gene UBE3D, whose product is annotated as ubiquitin protein ligase E3D. Gene Ontology annotation, molecular function: ubiquitin protein ligase activity; cyclin binding; ubiquitin conjugating enzyme binding. The coding region runs from base 1 to 1164 and encodes 387 amino acids. Gene Ontology annotation, biological process: proteasome-mediated ubiquitin-dependent protein catabolic process; protein polyubiquitination; protein autoubiquitination. Gene Ontology annotation, cellular component: nucleus; ubiquitin ligase complex; cytosol. The transcript has 10 exons. The record is from RefSeq and is a predicted model, not a curated record. NCBI's taxonomy places the organism in Eukaryota, Metazoa, Chordata, Aves, Accipitriformes, Accipitridae.